AUGGCCGACAACAUGGACGACUACCUCACCGAGGACAUCUGGGCGUCGCCUGGCCCAGACGGUCAAGCUCCCCCAUCCUCCGACCGGCCCAAGACCCCUGCCACACCGAAAACUCCCAAAACUCCAAAGACGCCCAAGACACCUGCGAACCAACCUACCACGUAUGACAGAGAGGCCGCCUUGCGCAAGGAGCUGGAGGGUGUCCGCAAUAUCAACGCCGCCAUUGAGGGCAUCAUCACCACUCUGGACAAGGCCAAGGGGAACAUGAACACCGUCUCCGGCACCGUCUCGAACGCGUCCACUCUCCUCAAUACUUGGACUCGUAUCCUCUCUCAAACCGAACACAACCAGCGACUAAUCCUCAACCCGAACUGGCGCGGCGCAAGCAACGACUUGGUAGAAGUCGAAGCCGAGGCUUUGCACAAGCAACAGCAAGCUGAGAGGCGGGCGGCGGAAGAGGAAAGGCGGCGUGAGGCUGUCCGACGAAAGCGUGAGGAGGAAGAGGAAGAGCGGCAGAGACAAGCGGCUGUUGGCACCACAUCUCGCGGCCGAGCAGUGACCCGCGGGUCCUCUCGUGGGCGGUAG
Messenger RNA from Colletotrichum aenigma, 585 nucleotides. RefSeq names its product DASH complex subunit duo1 (gene duo1). Bases 1 to 585 code for a protein of 194 amino acids. The record is from RefSeq and is a predicted model, not a curated record. Gene Ontology annotation, cellular component: mitotic spindle; DASH complex. NCBI's taxonomy places the organism in Eukaryota, Fungi, Ascomycota, Sordariomycetes, Glomerellales, Glomerellaceae. Gene Ontology annotation, biological process: mitotic cell cycle. The transcript has 3 exons.